UAGUUUGAGAUGUUGAUGGGUGACCGGACCACAAAGGCGAUUUUUCUUUCAGUCCGUCUGAGGUGUUUGGUGAACCACUUGAAGGAGCUGCAAGCCUCUGAUGAUUCUUCACACAUCGCUAAGACCUCAUCAUGCAGGAAGCCGAUCACUCAGCCUGACAGUGUGACAGUGCUGAUGCCCGCCUGCUGCACCAUGAGGGCUAAAGCCUCAGACAUGCACAGCAAGGACUGUGUCAAAGUGGCCGUCAGAGUCCGACCGUUCAACAAGCGUGAGAGGGAUGCAGGCAGCCGCUGUAUUGUCUCCAUGGUGUCGAGCUCCAUCACCAUCCAGGACCCCCGGGACUCCCAGAACCGCCGCUCGUUCUGCUUCGACUACGCCUACUGGUCCCACAGCGGCUUCGCACAGGACCGCUGUGGCCUCUUCGUGCCUGAAGAGCCCGGGGGACGAUACGCUGACCAGGACAGUGUGUUCCAGGACCUGGGAGAGGGAAUACUGGAGAAUGCUCUGCAGGGUUACAAUGCCACACUGCUGGCCUAUGGGCAGACGGGCUCAGGCAAGAGUUACUCGAUGGUGGGCUACGGGCCCAACAAAGGCCUGGUUCCUAAACUCUGCGAGCGACUGUUUCAGGCCAUCAGAGAAAACCAGGAGAGCAGACAGUGUCAGGUCUUUUUCAGUAUGUUGGAAAUCUACAACGAGCAGGUGGUUGACCUGCUGUCUCGGGGGUCUCGCACUCCGGGGGGGCUCAGAGUCAGAGAGGAGCAGCAGAGAGGCUUCUAUGUGGAGGGCCUCCGAACAGUCCCGUGUGAAAACGCACCACAGGUGGAGCAGCUGAUGGAGCAGGGGACCAGGACUCGAACCACCGCUGCCACUCACAUGAACGCCAACAGCAGUCGCUCUCACAUGCUCAUCAUCCUCCAGCUCAAACAGGACACCGCCCUCAGGUCUCUUCGGGCAUUUGUCGGUGACAUUACUGUGACUUCCUGUCAGAUCUUCUCCAAAGAGAGCAUCACAAAGCAGUCCAACAUCAACCUGGUGGACCUGGCUGGCAGUGAGCGUCAGAGGUCAUCGGGGUCGGAGGCCGACAGACUCAAAGAGGGCACGGCCAUCAACCUGAGCCUCACCACCCUCGGCAAUGUCAUCAGCUCCCUCGCUGAUGUGGCGGUUGGGAAGAAGGUCGUCCAUAUACCCUACAGAGACUCAGUCCUCACCAAGCUGCUGCAGUCUGCACUGGGAGGCAACAGUCGCACUGUUAUGAUUGCCACGCUGAGCCCUGCUGAUAUCUGCUAUGAGGAGUCUCUCUCAACCCUGCGCUACGCUGAGAGGGCGAAGCGUAUCCAGAACCGAGCUGUGGUGAAUGAGAGCCCCACAGAGCGCCUGGUCAAAGAGCUGAAGGCCGAGAACGCCAGACUGUUGCAGCGACUGAGCCGGCUGGGCCAGGAGGGCCGCAGGGCCAACGACGAGACCAAGGAGCUUCGGCAGCUGCUGACCCACAAUGAGCUCCAGAUUAGAGCCAUUCAGACUCUGUGGGAACAACACCUGCAGGAGGCGCUGAAGGACUGGGAGCAACAGUACGCCAACAUCACACAGGAGAGGAGGAUGAUGCAGAUGCAUCCCUACAUCCUGAACAUCAACGAGGAUGCUCAGCUCUCCGGCGUGGUCAAGCUUUUCAUUCAGGAGGGUGAAUGGGACAUUGGUCUGUGUGACUCUUCCCCAAGAUCCAUCUCUAUCAAGGGCUUAGGGAUCCAGGAGCGUCACGCUGUCUUCAGGAACGAACAGCGCCGGGUCACAAUGACCCCGCUGGAAGGGUCAAAGGUCAUUGUCAAUGGCAAUGCUGUCUCCCAGACAACUGAGCUGCAGCACCUGGAUCGUCUCAUUCUCGGCUCCAACUGUACCUACCUGUUUAUUGGUUAUCCCUCUGAGAGGGGCGGGGACGACUGGAGCCGCUACGACUACGACUACUUCCAGUCUGAGCUGGCUGCUGCUGAGGGCAUCCACCUGGGUGAGUCCAGUGCCGGGUCCAGUCUGACUGACCCCAGCCUGCUGGCCGUCUUCUACGACUACAUCAAACUGAUGCCCAUGAUGGCCGAGGCCAACCAGAUGAGCCAGGAGCUGAACAAGGAGGUGGAGUUUAAGUUGGAGAUCAAGAAUUUGGCACUGUCAGAUUCAAAAGGUCACGAUCUGAAGAAGGAGCUUGUCGUCAGGGUCACUGCUAAGGGAAGAAAACAGGUUUGGAUUUGGUCCAAGGCCAAGUUUGUGAACCGCAAAUUCCUGAUGGAAGAUGUCUACCAGCAGCAUCAGGCUGAGAAGAGUGGAGGAAAUAGAGCAGAGGUGCUGUCUGCAGCCGCUUUACCCAGAGACAAAGACCCGUUCUGGGAUCCUGUGGAGCCUCUGCUCCUGGGCACCGCUCACCUCUGGCUUCAGUCUUUGGCCUUCCGCAUUCCGCUAGAAGAGCAGCUCGAGGUGCUGGGGUCAGAGGGCACAGAGGAAGCCAUUCUACAGGCACAGCUGGUCCCCUGCACCUCCACUGGACUCCCUCUGGGUGAGGAUGACAUUCUUAUUGACCCGUCUGAGUUGCUGGGUCGACGACUGGACUUCCAGCUGGUCCUGGAACAGUGCUGUGGCCUGCGCUGGAUCAGAGAGGCCCGCAACAGAGGGGUCCAGAUUGGUUUCAGGCUGUUUGACUGCAGCCAGCCUCUGUACACUCCAGCCGUGUGGCACAAUGUCAAUCCUCUGUUGGAUCACAGAGUUCACUUCGCCUCCCUCCACACCUCCCAGCGUCUGCUCGACUACCUGCAGAGCAGCGCUGUUGUGCUGGAGCUGUGGGGGCUGCAAGAGGGUUGCACAGACCUGACAUCAUCUCUGGAGGGAGUGAAGAUGACUACAGAUGGUGUCUUCAUCAUGGAGGAGGCAGGACCAACAGACACCUCACCCGUAGACUCCGCAGAGCUCAGCUGUUCAGUGAGAGCUCUUCAACAGGACCUGGAGGAACUGAAGAGCGUCAACGCUUCACUGAGAAAAGAAAACCACAGUCUGAGAGAACAACUCAACACAGCCAGGAACGGUGGGGAGAGUGUGCGCGGCCGGUCGGUGCGUCCCAGCUGCGAUGCAGAGUUCGCUCGCUCCCUCAAGGUUUUCUACCACAGCAUGACCUCGGUCAGGGGUCAGCUGCAGCGCCUGCGCAGGCACAGGCCCAGCGAGGACUCGGACCUGCUCGGACUGAGACUGUUUGUGGACGAGCAGAGUCGCCUGCUGAGAGACUUCUCUGAGAAGCUGGAACAGAGCGUCUCCACACUCAAACAAGACGUGGCCGCCAUUGUCCGCCGGAAACGAGAGCGGUCGGGAAUCUGGUCUUGACUGACUAACUGUUUUGUGAAAGUAUCGGGUUGUUCUUUAUUUUACAAAACACUAAUGAAGAUUUUUCUAGAUGUUAAGUGUGUGUUGGGUGAAGAUAAUUGAAUGUGUUAAUUAAAAAAGUUUCAUGAAAGCAUGACAGAUACUUUUAACUUGUGUUUUACGUUGAUUACUGAGAUGAGUUACAUUAUAGAAUGAGGGUACAUUACAGUUUCAAAGAAAUAAUUUACUGACGGGGCAGCAAUCCCUUUAUUCUGUAAACAGUAGGCGGGGCUUAAACUACUGUUGACUGUGUUUUUUAUCACAAGAGGAAGAGAACUUUUUACUUUAAAUGCAUAAACUUCUGUCAGUUGCCCAAUGGAGAUUUUCCUUCAUCACGUGAAUAGAUAUUGACACAUUUAAUGUAAAAGUACAUUAUUUGAACCAGAUACUCAUUUCAGCAGAGAACUUGCUCAGCCCUCAUUUUAUAAUUCGAUGCCCGAACCACCAACAACAUAAUCACCUGGUGAGGUAGAAACUGAGUCAACAAGAAUAAACACGUUCGUCCAAUGUCAUCACAGAAUAACAAAAUCACAUAAGUCUAUAAAAAGUUUAUUAGACUGCAUGUAAGAGAAGUCAUUACAGUCCCAAACUGCAAAUAAAUUAAAAGGCAAAUACAACUCAAGUUUCAGAAUUCACAAUAUUAUUAUGCUUUUGAGAAAGUGUCAUGUUUCAAGCUACUGCAGUUCACUCUGAAGCUGAAUCACAGUGACACAUCAGAAACAUCUUCCUCAUGUCUCACUGUUGGUUUACUAAUAACGAUGGUCACAGACUGAGGUGAACGAACAAGAAUGGGAUAUUCAAUAGCUGAAAGUUUAAGACCAGUGAUCGUAUAAACACAUCUCUUGUUGUAAUGUCAGACUCAGAGGUAAAAGCACAAUGGUUAAUGUUUGUAAGCAGUCACGAUGUACAGAGUACAGACAGUUGCUGUAGGUCCAAAAAAAGAUCAGUGUGGGCACAUUUACAGGAGGAGAGGCAGAAGGCAGAUGUGAGGCAGAUUAGUCAUCAGAGAGGAUGAUGGGAAAAGAAUCUAUGUACAGCAGAUAUGCAGGCAGACAAGCUGACAGGAGGGAGUUGGUCAUGAGAAAUUUAAAACAGGUGUAGACAGGCACACAUAAUCAGACAGACGGGAGGAGAGAGGCAGCAGUGAAAGGCUAGAGAGUCAGCUAGGUACAACUGAAGAGGUAGACUGGGUAAACACAAAGCCAACUGCGGAAGGGACGGACAGCUAGCUACAGAUAUCAGACUGAUGUACUGCAUGUGAGAAGGCUGAAUCAAUCAAUUAAAGUCUGUUUGUUUUGGGCCGAAUUUUGUCCAGAUUCUCCAGGAAUAAGCACCUCCAUUUUAAAUGUACUGAUUUUUCAUGUUGAGUCUAUGACAAUAUUUUCCACUUUACAAAAAGCACCUGAUAAUGUGUGUGUGCAGGUACAGAGAAGGCUGAGGGUACAGGUGAGGUAGGUUAAUUGGGUCUUCGGGGAUCGGUGACAAAACAUAAACUAGAGAAAAACAUUUACAAUAAACACACUUCCUGUAACAUGUACUGAAGCAGAGACACUACAGGGGUGAAUAAGGUAAAAAAAAAAAA
Molecule: messenger RNA, 4975 nt
Organism: Acanthopagrus latus (yellowfin seabream)
Lineage: Eukaryota; Metazoa; Chordata; Actinopteri; Spariformes; Sparidae
Gene: kif28
Product: kinesin family member 28
Exons: 28
Coding region: 10-3354 (1114 amino acids)
Biological process (GO): cytoskeleton-dependent intracellular transport; microtubule-based movement
Cellular component (GO): microtubule; kinesin complex
Molecular function (GO): ATP binding; microtubule motor activity; microtubule binding
Source: RefSeq, a predicted model, not a curated record